This is a messenger RNA of Daphnia pulex (common water flea), 711 nucleotides long. RefSeq lists its product as uncharacterized. Gene Ontology annotation, biological process: positive regulation of voltage-gated potassium channel activity; regulation of synaptic transmission, cholinergic; sleep. The transcript is spliced from 2 exons. The coding region runs from base 69 to 533 and encodes 154 amino acids. The record is from RefSeq and is a predicted model, not a curated record. NCBI's taxonomy places the organism in Eukaryota, Metazoa, Arthropoda, Branchiopoda, Diplostraca, Daphniidae.
GAAGCCAUUACUUGACGUGACUUGACAUCGCAACGCUGUCUCACCUGUCUUGAAUAAAAAUUUAAGAAAUGGCACCGAUUCGAUCCUUGGGCGUGUUCGCCAGCAUUGUUAUAUUUUAUUUAUUUGCUAUCAGAGAAGGUACUGGUAUCAAAUGCUGGGUAUGCAGAUCCUUGGAAGAUCCCAAAUGUGCUGAUCCGUUUGACAACACAUCCACACCCUUUUUCGACUGUGCCACCUUCCCUGAAGUAACUCACCUACCAGGUGUGAAGGCCACCAUGUGCAGAAAAAUCCGUCAGAAGGUGAAUGGAGAGUGGAGAUACAUUCGCUCUUGUGCCAGGCUUGGAGAGCCUGGUAUCGGUGGAGAUGAACGUUACUGCCUUCAAAGAUCAGGGACAUUCAACAUUCACAUUGAAAGCUGUACCUGCAACAGCAAGGAUGGAUGUAAUGCCGCCAGCUCAAUGCUACCUUUGAAUCUCAUGAUGUUAGGUUCUGUUUCCUCAGUUUUAGCCCUAUACCACCUCAACAGGUUGUAAUGUGUGUAAUCUAUCUGAUUUAUCUCCACAUCAUAGUAAUAUGAAUCUCAAGCCAUUUUAUUCAUUCCAUUCAAGCCGUCCAACCGCCUGAAUUUUUACGCCGUCCAUAAAGUGCCUUUUUAUCAGUGAAAUGAAAACGACUACACACAUGUAGAAAAUAAACGAUUGUUUUUAAGUC